AUGACCAGCUCCAGCAGAGCUUCCUCAGGAACCGGCACCUGCUGCCUGAUGUGGUGCCUGGAGCGGCUCCUCUUGGGACCCGAGCGCCUCCUGCGGGGCAGAAACCGGCUUUAUCAGGAUGGAGCCCGCCGAGCCACGGCCCUCACGCCCGCCGGGUGCCCAAACGUGCUCACCCCGGACCGCAUCCCCGAGUUCUGCAUCCCCCCGCGACUCGUGCCCUGCCCGACUCUGACUGCAAUCCGAGACUCCUGGGGCGAACAAGCAGGGACUGACGAUGGCGCUGGCCGCACGGACUGGGACCCGCGCUCGCAGGCCGCACUCUCGCUUCAGCACCUGCCCCGGGCGCGCACUGCCUACGGCUUCUGCGCGCUGCUCGAGAGCCCGCACACCCGCCGCAGGGAGUCGCUCUUCCUCGGGGGUCCGGGCGCCGCCGCGCUCCCGCCCGCGCCCCGUCCCCGGGCCCACACCUACGGGGGCGGCGGCGGAAACGACCCCCUCACCCCCGGGGCGAGAGCGCCCAUUGCGCCCCGCGAGGCCCGCAGUGGCUCCCUCCUGGACGCGCUCGGCCCCGGGCCCCGCUGCCACCGCUUCCUGCGCGCUUCCGAGGAGCUGCUGCGCCGCGUGCUGCGGACCCAAAGGAACCGAGACCUGGCCCGCGCCUGCUCUGUUUCCAGCGGGGACGAAGACGACGAGGACGAGAACGAGGGCCCCUCCGGCUCCGGAUCCCCGGCGCGGGCCCCCGGCGCGUCCCCCUCGCCAACUCCCAACCCGCUUCCCGAGCGCUUGGAGGCCGAGGGAACCGUAACUCUGGGCGGUGCCGGUGGCGCCCUGCGCCUGGCCGCUGAGUACAGUAGGGCCAGCGGGCGCCUCCGUGUCCGGCUGCUCCGUGCCGAGGGCCCGGCCGGAGGAGCCGCCGAGCCCCGCGCCCCCGUCGGCUGCCGGAUCAGCUUCAUCCUGAAGCCGCGGGGCGCCGUGGUCCGGCGGAGCCGCAGGGCCGUCUUGGAGCAGGACUUGUGCUUGGACGGGCUCUCGGAGGACGAGGUGCGCCGCCUGGCCGUGCGCGUCAAGGCGGAGAACCGGGGCCGCGGGCUGGAGCGGGGCCGCCUGCUGGGCCAGGGCGAACUGCUGCUGGGCCCCCUCCUGCUCCUCUGA
This is a messenger RNA of Budorcas taxicolor (takin), 1152 nucleotides long. RefSeq names its product C2 calcium dependent domain containing 4A (gene C2CD4A). The transcript has a single exon. Bases 1 to 1152 code for a protein of 383 amino acids. NCBI's taxonomy places the organism in Eukaryota, Metazoa, Chordata, Mammalia, Artiodactyla, Bovidae. The record is from RefSeq and is a predicted model, not a curated record.